Cyprinus carpio (common carp) is the source of this 1385-nucleotide messenger RNA. RefSeq names its product tumor necrosis factor, alpha-induced protein 8-like protein 2 B. Gene Ontology annotation, biological process: regulation of apoptotic process. Gene Ontology annotation, cellular component: cytoplasm. The record is from RefSeq and is a predicted model, not a curated record. Lineage: Eukaryota; Metazoa; Chordata; Actinopteri; Cypriniformes; Cyprinidae.
GGAAGUACAAGUCAGAUUAACUUGUUACAGUGGUGUGAACACAAGACAGAGUUUGUAGAGGAGUUUUCUUUGAUUUCCCCUGUCUGAGGAGAUUACUUCAUCACUCGCGCGCUGGAUUUCAACCACCUAAUCUGAGCACAGAGGGAGGACAGAGCGUUUGAACAGAAGAGAGAGAGUGAACGAGAGAAAAGCCAGACAUGGAGACGUUCAGCUCCAAGGACAUGGCGCUCAAGGUCCAGAAAAAGAUCCUGAGCCAAAUGGCCAGCAAGUCUAUGGCGCAGAUGUUCAUCGAUGAUACAAGUGGCGAGAUUCUAGAUGAGCUUUACCGUGUGUCAAAAGAGUACACUAAGAACCGCUCAGAGGCCCAGAAAGUGGUGAAGGACCUCAUUAAAGUGGUGCUGAAGAUAGGUGUCCUUUUCAGGCACAAUAAAUUCAGUGAGGAAGAGCUAAAGCUGGCCCAGAAUUUCCAAAAGAAAUUGCACCAGGGAGCCAUGACAGCCAUCAGCUUCCACGAGGUAGAUUUCACAUUUGACAAAGCGGUUAUGUCAGAGAUCCUCAAUGAUAGCAGGGACAUGCUUCUGAAGCUUGUAAACACUCACCUCACACCAAAAUCCCACGGACGCAUCAACCACGUCUUCAACCAUUAUGCUGACCCUGAGCUCCUCACCCAGCUUUACAACCCAUCCGGGCCUCUCAAACCCCACCUCACCAAAAUCUGCAACGGGCUUAACAAACUGCUGGAGGACGGGACAUUAUGAGGACGGCGAAGCUCUGAAAGACUUUUAAAGGACUGGAAUGGAGGACCACUCGUUAUCUCAGACUGCAUACAAUGCAACCAAAGACACAGAAAGUGACUGACCGAAAGCAUCGCACUUCAAUUCAACCUUUGAAAUAGUGUUGCUGGGCUGUUAAUGAAUAUUAGAUCAAUCAGUGGCCUGAUAUUGUUAACACAGCCCCUGUUACUCCCAGAGUGAGCUCAGAUCAAAUAUUAAAAUAUCAUCGGAACAAUUUUUUAAAGCUUUGGGACUCCAGCUGCGUUGGAUAGCAGUUUUCUAGACUACUUAUUUUUUAAUAAUGAUGUUUAAACCACUGGGGUUCAGCUACCCUGCUGUAAAUCAGAGCACAUUGUAUUGUUCAGAACUGUUAACAUUUUUGAGCUGAUUAUUUACCUCCCAGGACAACAAAAUAACAAACCAGAAAAACACAAACUCAUUUACUAAAGGCAUUCUUUUUAUACUGCCAUCUAGUGUUACCCUGUGGUUAUGGCUAUGAUACAAAUCUAAGCUUGGCACUACACAGUCAACAACUAUAUUUUGACAUGAACAGCCCUGAGGGGAAUCUGCUGUUCUAAAAGGGAACAACCACUAAAUAAAUAUUUCUUUACA